Molecule: messenger RNA, 982 nt
Organism: Pseudocercospora fijiensis CIRAD86
Lineage: Eukaryota; Fungi; Ascomycota; Dothideomycetes; Mycosphaerellales; Mycosphaerellaceae
Exons: 3
Coding region: 46-615 (189 amino acids)
Source: RefSeq, a predicted model, not a curated record
CGGUGCACACAGUCUUCCGCCGCAAGCAUAGGUCAAUCAGCAACCAUGUCGGAAAAGAUCGCAAACGAGUCGUAUCGGAAGAAGUUCAAUGAAGAGCCGAAACUCGAACACCUAUCCGAGGAGACCCUGGCCAAUCCGCCCAAGCAACGAACGACGGCAAUGCAAGCAAAGCAGGAUGCCCUCAUCAAGCAAGAAAAGCGACAAGCAGGUCUCGAGUCCAACCGAUCUCGAUCAUCUUCGAGGAGAGAGCGGAGAAAGCGGAUCCAGCAGAUGAUGGACGAGGGAAAGUACAUGAAGACGAAUUCUCUCGAGGCCUUGGAGGAAGCAGACGCCAACGGCGACCUAGCGCAGAUGCGACCCUUCGAAAGAAUAGGUCCUGACAGCACAUCGAUGGACGGACCCGUCACCAUGGCACGCGCCAUGAGGGGAGAGAUUCCAGUUCGCGGCAGCAAUCCUAAUCAACCCUACUAUAUGACACCUCAAGAAGACGAGUCAGGAGGAUCGCAACUCAAAGACACAGACGGACUCAAACUCACACUAGAAGCAAAUCUCGACAUCGAGAUCGAAUUGAAAGCCUCCAUUCGCGGCGAUCUGACCCUUUCAUUAUACGAGUAACGUGGGUGAACCUUUAGUACCGGCUGAGCACACCGACUAUAUAUAUAUAUAUAUAUCUCCGUCCGUAUACGGCCGGCGUACUCGUUUGAGAAGAUUCACAAGAAAAAGAAGAGGAAGAAGACAAGUCGCCCGGGGUUGAUGGUGUGGUGGAUUACCAUCGCAAUUCGGCUGGAAGUGCAUGCUGACCGUCACCAGUGAGUCCAUUUAAACAGACAGGCGUUGGUCAAGGAAGGAGUAUUGGGAUGAUGAAGCAGAAGAAGACGAUGAUGAUAUGAAAUGUCUCUUCAUCUGUGUGACAUUUGGGUAUCUCCAGCUGGGCGGUCUGUACUACAUUUACGUAUGCGUGCAAGUCAUAAUUCUUUCCGUG